AUGAAGCUCUUCGGCAAGCGUUACCUGGGCCUCUCUGGCACCAAGCUCAACGUCGCUAUCGGCAUCAUAGCUGGUAUUGACUUUCUACUAUUCGGCUAUGACCAAGGGGUCAUGGGAGGACUGUUGACGCUGAAGCAAUUCACUUCUGUCUUUCCCGAAAUCGACACUACCGCAGAGGGGCUGAGAGGCCUUACUCCGAGUCAAGCAAACCACAGGUCCACUAUCCAGGGCAUCUCCAUCGCUUCGUACAAUCUUGGAUGUUUCUCUGGCGCCAUUGCCUGCAUCUGGAUAGGUGACUUACUCGGUCGGCGAAAAACGAUUUUCCUGGGUUCUUCAACCAUGAUAGUGGGCGCUAUCCUUCAAGCGAGCGCUUUCAGCUUACCGCAUUUCAUUGUCGGACGUAUCAUCACUGGCAUGGGGAAUGGAUUGAACACUUCUACCGUCCCUACAUGGCAAUCAGAAUGCUCAAAGUCGCACCGGAGAGGCCAACUGGUCAUGGUUGAAGGCGCCCUGAUCACUGGUGGAAUCUGCAUAUCAUAUUGGAUCGAUUUCGCUUGCUCGUUCAUCGACAGUCAGGCGUCCUGGCGAUUUCCAAUCGCCUUUCAGAUCGUCUUUGCUCUAAUUAUCCUGGCGUUCAUUCUUGAGCUACCCGAGUCUCCAAGCAGAUGGCUGAUCCUGAAGGGCCAGGAAGACGAAGCUCUUCAAGUUCUCGCAACACUCUCUGAUAAGUCCAGUGAUGACAAGUACAUUCGCUCGGAAUUCGCAGCCAUCAAAGAUACCGUCCUCGAACAAGAAAAGGCCACUUUCCGUGACUUGUUUACCAUGGACGAAAAUCGACAUUUUCACCGGGUGCUUCUCGCAUAUGCCAACCAAGUCAUGCAACAGAUCAGCGGCAUCAACCUAAUAACCUAUUAUGCAGCUACUAUCUACCAGAAUGAGAUCGGGCUUUCGGGUUUCAUCUCUCGCAUUCUCGCAGCUUGCAAUGGCACCGAGUAUUUCCUGGCCUCUUGGAUAGCUGUCUUUAUCAUCGAGAAGGUUGGACGCCGGAAGCUCAUGAUUUUUGGCGCUAUCGGCCAGUCAGCUUCAAUGAUCAUCCUUGCGGUGAUGACCAAGAUUGGUGGUACGGGUCCUGGAUGGGUGGCUGCCGUGUUCUUGUUCAUCUUCAACUCGUUCUUUGCAAUCGGAUGGCUUGGAAUGACUUGGUUGUACCCCGCCGAGAUCGUGCCUCUCAAGAUCCGGGCUCCCAGCAACGCCUUGUCAACUAGUGCCAAUUGGAUCUUCAACUUUAUGGUCGUGAUGAUCACGCCAGUCAGCUUUAGUUCCAUCAAGUGGAAGACUUACCUCAUCUUCGCGGUCAUCAACGCAGCAAUGAUCCCGGUGGUCUACUUCUUCUAUCCCGAAACGGCCAUGCGCAGUUUGGAGGAAAUGGAUGGAAUCUUCCACAAGACGAAGAAUAUCUUCACCGUGGUUUGGACAGCGAAACAUGAACCUCAUCGUUAUGGCAAGCAUGGCGAGGUUCUGAUUGACUACGAAGAGACCGGUGAACAUCAACGACGAGUGAGCCAGGCAGAGCGACGAGGAAGCGUUAUGAGCCGCGGAAGUGCGACUGAGUAUGGGUCAGAAAAGGUCGCGGGCGCUCUAAAGGAGGACGAUCGUUGA
This is a messenger RNA of Cladophialophora yegresii CBS 114405, 1659 nucleotides long. RefSeq lists its product as uncharacterized. Gene Ontology annotation, biological process: carbohydrate transport; transmembrane transport. Gene Ontology annotation, cellular component: membrane. The record is from RefSeq and is a predicted model, not a curated record. NCBI's taxonomy places the organism in Eukaryota, Fungi, Ascomycota, Eurotiomycetes, Chaetothyriales, Herpotrichiellaceae. Bases 1 to 1659 code for a protein of 552 amino acids. The transcript has 5 exons. Gene Ontology annotation, molecular function: carbohydrate:proton symporter activity.